Messenger RNA from Helicoverpa armigera (cotton bollworm), 5814 nucleotides. RefSeq names its product double-stranded RNA-specific editase Adar-like. Gene Ontology annotation, biological process: RNA processing; adenosine to inosine editing. Gene Ontology annotation, cellular component: cytoplasm; nucleolus. The coding region runs from base 3 to 632 and encodes 209 amino acids. The transcript is spliced from 6 exons. The record is from RefSeq and is a predicted model, not a curated record. Gene Ontology annotation, molecular function: tRNA-specific adenosine deaminase activity; double-stranded RNA binding; double-stranded RNA adenosine deaminase activity. NCBI's taxonomy places the organism in Eukaryota, Metazoa, Arthropoda, Insecta, Lepidoptera, Noctuidae.
CGAUGUCGUGCUCGGACAAGGUGGCGCGCUGGUGCGUGUGCGGGCUGCAGGGCGCGCUGCUGUCGCGGCUCGUGCUGCCCGUCUACCUGCACUCGCUCGUGCUCGGCUCGCUGCUGCACCCGCACCACAUGUACAGAGCUAUCUGCGGUCGCAUCGAGGCGUACAUCUCGUGCCUGCCGCCGCCGUUCCACCUGGCGCGGCCGCUGCUGUCGCGCGCCGCGAGCGCGGAGGCCCGCACCCCCGCGCGGGCGCCGUCCUUCAGCGUCGCCUGGUGCGCCACGCAGCCGCUGCCCGAGCUCAUCAACGCCACCACCGGCAAGCUCGAGAGCGGACAGCCCUCGCUGCUCUGCAAGCAGAGCAUGUUCGCGCGCUGGCACUACCUCGUCAAGCGACUGCCGCUGCUGCCGCAGGAGACGGACGGUGAGACGUUGCCGCCCGCCAUGCCGGACAACCCCGACACGCUGCUGUACAACGAGGCCAAGCAGAUGUGUCCCACAUACCAGUUGGCGAAGCAGCGUCUGAUCGAAGCGUUCGAGAAGGCGAAGCUGGGUCGCUGGAUCAAGCGGCCGCUGGAGCAGGACCAGUUCGUGUGCGAGGUGGCCGGCGCCGCGCCCGCGCUCCUGUUCGCUUAGGCGGGCCGCCACCCCCUCGCGUGUGACGUCACGCGACCCCCCCUGCCGAGCACCUCACGCACACACCGUCCGCAAUGUGAGUCCUCCGAGUGUACGGGUACUGAUGGCGAUAGAGUUAGCGAGCUGCGGCUGCCGCUGAACAAGACGCGUCCCACUGCGGGACCGCGCGAGUCUCAGCACAGCGGCUAUGUUGAUUGUUACCAUGGCAACGUGGGCAGUAGAGCCCUCGCGUACUACAAGUACCGCAGCAGUAGGGAUAACGUUAGUUUUACUGAUAGAAACACUCUCCGCAGUAGUGUCAGCACUCGCUUAGUGCAAGCUUCAGGUAAUAAUGUAAGUCAUAGACCUGUUGUCGAUUAUAAUAAUAUUACUACUAGUGUAAGAGAUGAGUUUAAUGAUAGUAUGUGUGAUCGUGACGAAGCGCUCGGUGACGAAUGGGAUGAUGAUGACGUAGGUCACGUGACACAGAGUAAUGAAGACUCAGACGUGACAGUCCUCAUGCACAAAGUAAAGCAAGUCACGUUAGGAGACGAUAAGAAGAGGUUCUGGAGCGAGUUCUACAAGAGCAGACAAGCGAAGCGAGCCGAUACCAAAGACUGUGACGUCACAGCACGCAGUAGUAAGUUUAAUGAAGAAGCACAAUUAGCUGGUAGUCAUAGUUGUAGUCGCAGCGUGGUUCAAGCCAAAGAGACGCCAGUCGAGCGCGAUGUUCUAGGAGAUAACGUACAUAGUGAAGAUUUAGUCAAUUGUAGUGAAGUCGUAAACGACAAUUUAGGAGCGUUAAGGCAGCCUAGAAACGUAAGCACUGACAGUAAUCCCGUGAGAGAUAAUGAUAAAGAGAAUAUAGUUAACGGUAGCAGAAAUAUUCUGUCAAGGAAACUGGCCGCUUACCACGCGAGUCGGUUUAGACAUGCACCAGUUAUACCGAACCAUGAUCUUUGGAGUUUAGAGCGUAUUGAUGCAGCCACUGAAGCUGAUUCUAAAGAUUAUUUCUUUAACAAUUAUAAUGAAGUCGCUGAACGCAAGCCGAGCGUCAAGAAUUCCCUCCUGUUACGAAGACUACAUAUUUACGAACAGAUCAACAGCAAGAUGAAAUGAGGUGCGUGAGGGGACCGGCUCGGCCGAUGUGUAUACCACUUUGCGUCACUUGGGUGACAGUACAGGAGUGAGGGGAGUAUCCCCCCCUCCCAUUACUCCCCCCCUUCUCUAAGUGACGUCACGCACGUUAAGUUGUGGGGAAUCUAAAUUUUUGUUUUGUGUUCGUGACACGGUCACGUAUUUGUAAUUUGCAAUUCAAUUUUUUUUUCUCAUUAAAUUUUCUCUUUUGUUUAGUUGAUUACUGUUUGAAGGUUAUUUUGGUUUGAUUUUGUUUUUCUUUUUCAUUUUAUUUCUUUACUUGACUUUCGUUCAUAUUGUUCUACAAUUGUCUCUCACGGAUUACUGGUCGUUAUUUCUUGACUUAGUUAUAGCUAGAUAUAUUACGUACGCCAUCAGACCCUGUGUGUAUAUGUGUGUGUGUGUAUGAGCGCGUGUGUGUGUGUGUGCGUGACGUUCUCGCCGCGCCUCAGUUGAAACGAUGAUGUCUACCAAAGCGAUGUUAAAGUAUUAAUGUUCAUAGUUGUCAUGUAUCCCUCCGCAGACGCUCGCCUGCACAACUUAUCAUAUUCUAGAUUUUUGCAAAAUCUUCAUUGUGGGUAAAAUGAUGCAGAUAUUAUUACGACGACACAAAAUUUCACAGUUGUCAAAUUCAUGGUGCAUCCACACAGCCUACACAGUAUUCAAGCAUGCAUAAAGCACCAUGCAUGCAUGUGUACUAUGCAUGUAUGAGCUCCAUGCGUGUAUGAGCAUCAUGCAUGCAUGUCUGCCAUGCGUGCUUGUGUACCAUGCAUGCAUGCAUGCGAGCGCUGCGGAAGCUUUGGUAGAGUAUCAUGCGCGUCGCGGCGCUACACGCGGCCGGUGUAGACCAACCUUGGAAGCAGAGUACCUGCGCUACGACGCUACGGCGCUACGACGCUACGCCGUAGCACUGCUACGCACAUUAGUGCCAUACUAAUUGAUACUAUUUCAAACUAAAAUCUGAUUAGUUAUAAAUAUUGCAAUUGUAUUUGUAUUCAGUCAAAAUUAUUGUAAAAAUUGUUUGCUUGUAUUAAAAGUUUAACUUUCAUUUAACUGUAAGCCAAUGUUUUCGGGUCAAUUCUAAAAGUCAAAAAAUAAUAAUUAAGUUUUUUGACCUCUACACAUUGGUCUUAAUGCAUGACAUAAUAAUUGAAAUGUACAUGUGUUCUAAUAAUAUUUCUGUCGAUACCAACAGCUAGCAUAUCUUAAAUUCUACCGUAUUACUAUAUUAAAGUUACCCUGUUCAGUAUUGUCUAAUAGUUUGCUUAGAUAAGGUUCUAUAUCUCUCUAAGAUCACAAUUACUUGUAUAUUUCCUUCAAAACGAGUCAUUUAGUUUAGUACAACUAAUAAAGUCGAUGACAGAAUCACGCCAAGGGUUGCACCAUUUAACUGUAAUGAUAACUGAACCGUAACUAGGCGUUAAAUAGUUCAAUGGUCAACUAUUUAAUAGCUGGUUAUUGAUUUAGUUAUCGUUAUAGUUAAAUGAUAGAAUCUUCAAUAAAUAUUUAAGACUUUUCUCAGAUUUGCCGAAAUGUAGACGCUAGGUUUUUUUUUAAAUUGUAAAUUUUGAUCACUUUAAUUCCAAGUUUCUUCUUGAUCACUUCACUUUUCUUAAAAUCAUUGUCUGUAGUGAUUCUUAGUGGAAUCACUGGCUAUUGUACUUAAUUCUCUUUAUCUUUAAUAAGUUCGCCUAUUCUGUGGUCGACUGUACACUUGCAUAUAUUUUCAUAACUUUUUGCUUCACACUGGUACCGCGCACUCGACAAUCCAGUUCAAAACUAUGGACUGUCAUUCAAAAUUAUAAAUAUUCAACCUUUUCUCUGCAAUAAAGUGUACCUGAUAUUCAUUUUGAAUUUUAAGUCUGCUCAUGAUUUUGGUGGUUAUUUUGACGACGGCUCAUUAUGUCGAGUACGCGUUCCUGUCUCUUUAUGUGUGCGCACUGCGUCUUUAAAUGCGAAUGAUUCAAUAUAGAACUUAAUACUUACCCUUGAUGGACAAAAUAUAAGAAAGAAAGAAAGAAAAACCAUUUAUUAUCACAAACGACGCAAAAGCAACAAAACAAAUAAAACUAAUGACAAAACAAACUGAUAAAAAUUUAGAUACGCUGCAUUUGCGUCACCUUGCGAAAAAGGGACAGCGCUCAGCAUAAAUGCUGCGCGUCGCGCACGCAGGCACGAGACAACAGCGCUGACCCGCGUGUCCUUGCCUCGGAGAGACAACCCUGGACAUGCUUAACGCUGUUUCGGCAAGGUACAUGUACUAACACAAAAUUUUACUUUUAAAUUAAAAACAUGAAUACAAACUAAACAUAAAACAUGACGAAAAAAUUUUACAAAAAAAAAUAAAAAUAAAAGUAUUAUAACAAAAAAAGACAGACAGAAUUAAUUUAAAAAAAAAACAGAAACAACCAAACCAUAGACAGCGCGGCACUAUGUUGUGUUUUGUCUGUGGCGCGGCGCGGCAACGACAAGUGUCAAAUGUGUUGAAUUUAUUGUGAAUGCAGUGUUUAUGUUGUUGAUAAAUAUGUGUGUUAUGUUGUGAUGCUGCGUAUGGAUGUGCUAUUGUGUAAGAGAGACGACCCACUGACCGAAAUACGUUCAAGUGGGGUGUAAAACAAUGCGCUAAUACGCUAUGGCUAUUCGGUAACAUAGGCGGGAGACCAUACAGUACAGAUUACAAUACGUGCAUAGCUUUCCAUCGACAUUUAGGACACAAACCGAGGUAAGAAAUACUACAAUUAACUUACUCAAAUAAUACUAAUAUAGAAACAAUGUAUAUAACGUAACUUCAUUUUUUCAUAACUCGUUGCCGUGACAUACCUACACUUAGCGCAACGCUAAGAUAUAUAAUUUCAUUACAAAUAAUUAUUAGUGCCUAACCCCGUUAUUUUAAUUUCUCAAUAUCACAAAUGAUUGAGUUUUUCUAAAAUCUGAACAUCUUAAAAUUGAAAAGAAUAUAUUUUUGCCAUAUAAAGCCAAAUUCAUCGACAAUAUAAACGUCAUUUUCAUAAAACAACUGUUUAUUUUGAAUUAUACGUUCAAUUUUCAAAGCAUACAGUUGUUUUAAAAAAAUACUGACGUUUAUAAUGUCUUCUCGCGGCAUUCGUAGGUAACUGUUAGUUUACUAAGAUUUCGCUAGAGGCGCCAGUGUGCACAUACUCUACAACAUUAUAGGUAGGUAUAUGAAUAUUUUGUGUUUAACUACAAGCAGUCAGCAUUAGCAAGCACUUUAUUAUUAAGAGUAAUAAAUCAUUUCCUUGUAUUUGUGUUGAGUUAAUUAUUACUAUCCUAACAAGAAGCGACUGCCUAUCUGACCUCCUCAACCCAGCCUUGCAACCUAAUUUACCUAGGUAAAUCAUGUAUAAAUGCAUUUGCGAAAUAGAGUUGAUUCUGCUUGUGAUCUCUCUCCGGUGGUGUCGGCUUGUCGUCACAUCUCGCUAUGAGAGUGAAGGAAUACUGAGUGCACCGCAGUACAAGCUAAUGCGCACAACUAUAAUAUGUUUUGCGCAGCUGAUCUUAGAAAACAGUCGUCACGUUGCCAAGAGCAUGGCAUGUUGCUGCCAGGAAGUGGUAACGUCGAUAAUAUAAUCACAUCCAAGGCACUGGAUCCCCGUCAAACACGGCAAAGCGGAUGAGAAAGAGAAAGCACCAUGUAAAUUACGAGCAAAAACAACAAAAGACACAGAGAAAGAAGAGAAGAGAAAGACAGCUUUAGCUCUGUGCUUCCUCUGCAAGAGAAAGAAGUUCAUUCCGGUGCCCAAGGAACCAUCCCUGCUCUCUUUAGCCACGACCCUCAAUGACAGCUGCUGUCAAUGCUGCCGGAUCCUGGCGUGUUACUUGAAGGAGGUGAUCAAUUGCCUCUUCUGCAUGAUCAACUGUCGCAUCCCCUGCAUGCAGUUCGAAGAGUUGUUCUGCGACCUCCUGGACGCGACAGGCUGUAUGUUCACAGACUUCUUUAAGUUCAUCCGCGCCUUCUUGAAGGUUUGCGUCGGGACUAAGGAUUAGUUCAUGUUCUGUCUUUGUGCUCGUUUUGUGGAAGCUGUGCGAUAAAUAUGUUGGAAUCUUG